UCCUGGGCACCCAUCACCCAUGGACGACUCGGAGGUGGAGUCGACCGCCAGCAUCCUUGCGUCCGUCAAGGAGCAGGAGGCGCAGUUCGAGCAGCUGACGCGGGCGCUGGAGGAGGAGCGGCGCCAUGUCUCGGCCCAGCUGGAGCGAGUCCGCGUCUCCCCGCAGGACGCCGGCCCGGGCCUGCCCAACGGCACGCUCACCCGGCGGCACCAGAACGGCCGUUUCUUGGGUGAUGCUGACCUGGAAAGGCAGAAAUACUCAGAUCUGAAGCUCAACGGGCCACAGGACCACAGCCACCUCUUGUACAGCACCAUCCCCAGGAUGCAGGACCCAGGCCAGAUCGUGGAGGAGACCUACACCAUGGAGGAGGACCCGGAGGGAGCCAUGUCGGUAGUGUCUGUGGAGACGUCGGACGAUGGGACCACUCGGCGUACAGAGACCACGGUGAAGAAAGUGGUAAAGACUAUGACCACCCGGACAGUGCAGCAGGUGCCCAUGGGGCCUGAUGGGUUGCCCUUGGAGACCUCCCCUGUCACCAGCAGCUAUGUCCAGACCAUGGACAGGAACUUCCGCAAGAAUGGCAAUGGUGGCCCCAGCGGCUACCUGGGGCAGCCGGGCACAGCCACCCUCCCCCGUAACUACCACUACCCUGACGGCUACAGCCGGCCCUACGAGGACAGCUACCCGGGCAGCGACCACAGCUAUGGCAGCCUGUCCCGCGUCACCCGCAUCGAGGAGCGCUACCGCCCCUCCAUGGACACCUACCGGGCCCCCAGCCGCCAGGACAUCUACGGCCCCCAGCCCCAGGUGCGCGUCGGGGGCAGCAGCAUGGACCUCAACCACUUCCACCCCGAGCCCUACGGCCUGGAGGAUGACCAGCGCAGCGUGGGCUUCGAAGACGUGGACUACGGGCUCAUGUCUGACUAUGGCACUGCCAGGCAGGCAGGCACCCCCUCCGACCCUCGGCGACGGCUCAGGAGUUAUGAGGACAUGCUGGUGGAUGAGGUGGCCCCUGACCGGUACUACUGGGCCCCCCUGGCCCAGCACGAGCGGGGCAGCCUCGCCAGCCUGGACAGCCUGCGGAAGGGCGGCCCGGUGGCGGGCAGCUGGCGCCAGCCGGAGCUGCCGGAGGUGAUCGCCAUGCUCAGCUUCCGCCUGGACGCCGUCAAGUCCAAUGCUGCUGCCUACCUGCAGCACCUCUGCUACCGCAAUGACAAGGUGAAGACGGAGGUGCGCAAGCUGAAGGGCAUCCCGGUGCUGGUGGGCCUGCUGGACCACCCCAAGAAGGAGGUGCACUACAGCGCCUGCGGGGCCCUCAAGAACAUCUCCUUCGGCAAGGACCAGGACAACAAAAUCGCCAUCAAGAACUGCGACGGAGUCCCCGCCCUCGUGCGCCUGCUGCGGAAGGCCAAUGACAUGGACCUGACAGAGGUUAUCACCGGAACGCUCUGGAACCUGUCCUCGCACGACUCCAUCAAGAUGGCCAUCGUGGAUCAUGCGCUGCACGCCCUGACCGAUGAGGUGGUCAUCCCCCGCUCCGGCUGGGAGCGGGAGCCCAACGAGGACUCCAAGCCACGCCACAUGGAGUGGGAGUCGGUGCUCACCAACACUGCUGGCUGCCUCAGGAACGUGAGCUCAGAGCGGAGUGAGGCACGUCGGAAGCUGCGGGAAUGCGAUGGGCUGGUGGAUGCUCUGAUCUAUGUUGUCCAGUCUGAGAUAGGCCAGAAGGAUUCUGACAGCAAGCUGGUGGAGAACUGUGUGUGCCUGCUGAGAAAUCUGUCCUACCAAGUCCACCGUGAGAUCCCCCAUGCUGAACGCUACCAGGAGACUCCUCUGACCCCUGCCAACAAUGCUGGGCCCCAUGCUGCAAGCUGCUUUGGCACCAAGAAGGGCAAAGACGAGUGGUUCUCCAGAGGUAAAAAGCUCCCAGAAGAGCCUGGUGCUGAUGCAGUGGAUUUUCCCAAAAGAACAACUCCAGCCAAAGGCUAUGAGCUGCUCUUCCAGCCAGAGGUGGUGCGGAUAUACAUCUCCCUUCUGAAGGAGAGCAAGACUCCAGCCAUCCUCGAGGCUUCAGCAGGAGCCAUUCAGAACCUGUGUGCUGGCAGCUGGAUGUACGGCCGCUGCAUCCGCUCGGCGCUGCGCCAGGAGAAAGGGCUCUCCGCCAUCGCUGACCUGCUGAGCCAUGACAGCGAGCGUGUGGUGAAGGCUGCCUCCGGCGCCCUGCGCAACCUGGCUGUGGACACCAGGAACAAGGAGCUGAUAGGUAAACAUGCCAUCCCUAACCUAGUGAAGAACCUGCCUGGAGGCCAGCAGACCCCAGCCAAGAACCUCUCUGAGGACACAGUGGUGUCAAUCCUCAACACUAUCAAUGAAGUAAUUGUAGACAACCUAGAGGCUGCCAAGAAGCUGCGAGAAACGCAGGGGAUUGAGAAGUUGGUGCUGAUCAACAAAUCUGGGAACCGCUCAGAGAGAGAAGUCAGAGCAGCUGCCCUCGUCCUGCAGACAGUCUGGGGGUACAAAGAGCUGCGGAAGCCCCUCGAGAAGGAAGGUUGGAAGAAGUCAGACUUCCAGGUGAACCUGAGCAAUGCAUCUCGGACCCAAGGAGGCAACUCCUUUGAUGACAGCACCUUGCCUCUCAUCGACAGGAACCAAAAAUCAGACAAGAAAUCCUCCCGGGAGGAGAUCCAGAUGAGCAACAUGGGACCAGGUAGGAGAGGGAAUGGGUAUUCCACACUCAAUGAGAGGGACCACAGCAGGACACUGGAUCGGUCUGGUGACCUGGGAGACAUGGAGCCGGUGAAGGCAGUACCCUUGAUGCAGAAGAUCUAAGCUGCCAUCCCUGCCUCCCCUCACUUUGGGUUG
Messenger RNA from Indicator indicator, 2863 nucleotides. RefSeq names its product catenin delta 1 (gene CTNND1). Gene Ontology annotation, biological process: cell-cell adhesion; cell-cell junction assembly. Gene Ontology annotation, molecular function: cadherin binding. Lineage: Eukaryota; Metazoa; Chordata; Aves; Piciformes; Indicatoridae. The record is from RefSeq and is a predicted model, not a curated record. Gene Ontology annotation, cellular component: cytoplasm; plasma membrane; adherens junction. The transcript is spliced from 18 exons. Bases 20 to 2830 code for a protein of 936 amino acids.